Molecule: messenger RNA, 1148 nt
Organism: Triticum aestivum (bread wheat)
Lineage: Eukaryota; Viridiplantae; Streptophyta; Magnoliopsida; Poales; Poaceae
Product: S-norcoclaurine synthase 1
Exons: 3
Coding region: 220-729 (169 amino acids)
Source: RefSeq, a predicted model, not a curated record
CGCUGUAUCACUAUACCUACCCACCCAAAACAACAUUAUUGAGAUGCGCAUGCCCACCAUCGAACCAUUGACAGUUUUUCUUGGAUAAAAUCUAGAUUCUCAACAGGGCGCACAACUCACGACUCAGCACAUACCUGAACGCAGCAGAGAAGGACCGGGGCGACUCAGCACUAAUUCCUGGGAGGAGGAGGAGGAGGACGUACACGCACGGGAGGGUCGAUGGAGAUCGACGGCGACCUCCUCGUCACCAGGGCCGAGAUCACGAACGCCGCGGCGGCCACGUUCGCGGACUCAACCGUGAUUCCCGACAGGUACGCCCGGCCGGACGAGGUCGGGGACGGGGUCGUGGUGGGCGACGACGAGAGCCACGAGCUGCCGCUCGUAGACAUGGCGAGGCUGCUCGACUCGGAGUCCUCGGAGGCGGAGACCGCCAAGCUUGGCUCUGCGUGUCGAGACUUGGGCUUCUUCCAGCUAACAAACCAUGGACUUGACGAAUCGGUUGUGCAAGACAUGAAGAAUAACGCUAUGCAGUUCUUCCGCUUGCCACUGGAGAAGAAGAACGCGGUGGGCAUCCAGGCCGGCGGCUUGGGAGGGUUUGGGCACCACUUCACCGGACCAUCCCGGGACAAGUUGGACUGGGCAGAGAGCCUGAUACUCACGACGCAGGAGAACGAGCAAACGAACGUGGAGUUCUGGCCAGCCGAUCCGCCAACAUUUAGGCAUUCCUAAUACACUACUACUGGGAUGCACUCGAAAAGUACUCGCUCCAGAUGUCUGGUCUCACGAGGCGCCUGCUAGGGUUCAUGGCGAGCGACCUCGGAGUGGAGCGGGAGGCGCUCGACAGGGCCUUCCGGGGCAAGAGGCAGACCGUGGCCAUGCACCACUACCCUCCAUGCCGGCACCCGGACAAGGUGAUAGGCAUCACGCCGCACCACGACGGCCUCGGCCUGGCGCUCCUGCUGCACGUGGACGACACCCCCGGCCUGCAGGUGAAGAGGGACGGCAGGUGGUUCCCGCUGGACCCGCUGCCGGGCGCCCUCGUCGUCAACGUCGGCGACAUCCUCCAGGUCCUCACCAACGGCAAGUACAGGAGCGCCGAGCAUAGGGUGUUGGUGGACGCCGAGAGAGGCCGGGCGACCGUGGUGAUG